AUGUUCGGCCCACUGGAUCUCAUCGUCCCACCCACUGUUCUCCUCACAGCUGUGCUGACUCUGCCGUUCACCAUCGCUAGCCGUAUCCUCACAGGCAAUUUCUCCGACUUAACGGUAUGGCCGAAGCUCAAGCACCUGUGGUUCAAGCACUUCUGGUGGUGGUUUGGCCCAGCGUCGAAGCCGCUCUUCGCAUCCUCCGUUAGACCCUUGCUUGCGGAGGCUUCAGGUAUUGUCCUCGACAUCGGACCAGCAAGUGGGAUCUGGAUGCCCGAGUUCGGUGAAGCAGUCAAGAAGAAUCCUGGCAAGAUCAAGAAGAUCUACGGAAUCGAGCCGAACACUUUGUUCCACCCACAGCUGCUCAGCCAGGCAAAGGCGAAUGGUCUUGCUCAUAUUUAUGAGCCAGUCGCAGCAUAUGCGGAAGAGCUCGAGGGCAAAGGCAUAGCCAAAGGCAGUAUCGACACCGUGAUCACUGUGCACGUAUUAUGCAGCGUCGGGGAUCACGCGGACACAGUCGUCAAGGAGUUGUACGACUACCUCAAGCCGGGAGGUCAGUGGCUGGUGUAUGAGCACGUUGUGUCUCGCCAUACUGCUGUCAAGGCGUUCCAAGCUAUCAACAACGUCUUUUGGCCGACACUACUCGAUGGCUGUACUCUGGACCGAGAUACAGAGCAGAUGCUAAGGAACGCUGGCCAGUGGGAUAGCAUUGCAAUAGGGCCGGAUCCAAAGGAUGGGUACUUCGAGACGCUGCCGCAUACUAUUGGGAGACUGGUCAAGUAG
Saxophila tyrrhenica is the source of this 777-nucleotide messenger RNA. RefSeq lists its product as uncharacterized. The transcript is spliced from 2 exons. The record is from RefSeq and is a predicted model, not a curated record. Bases 1 to 777 code for a protein of 258 amino acids. NCBI's taxonomy places the organism in Eukaryota, Fungi, Ascomycota, Dothideomycetes, Mycosphaerellales, Extremaceae.